This is a messenger RNA of Myotis brandtii (Brandt's bat), 3881 nucleotides long. RefSeq names its product erythroid differentiation regulatory factor 1 (gene EDRF1). NCBI's taxonomy places the organism in Eukaryota, Metazoa, Chordata, Mammalia, Chiroptera, Vespertilionidae. The annotation marks the transcript as partial. The record is from RefSeq and is a predicted model, not a curated record. The transcript is spliced from 24 exons. Gene Ontology annotation, biological process: positive regulation of DNA-templated transcription.
AAAACGGUGGGUUUCUCCUUCCUGGGAGUGCUCACCGCAGCGGGUCCCUGUGUCCCCCAGGGCUCCGAGCUGUUCCUCGGGGGCAGCGAGGUGAAGAGCCGGGCCGUGGUGAAGUACUCCUCCGCCCCCCCUCGGGCAGCCUUCGCGCGCCUGGAAGAGAAGACAGACCUGAAACUGCCCCCUGCCAACUGGCUACGGGAGAGCGCCAAGCUGGGGCCCGCGGGCACCACCAUCCUGGGCACCAGUAAGAAGAGCAAGCCGUUUUCCAGCUUUGGGAUGGCGUACGACUUUAUUGACUCCGUGGGCAACGAUGUGGACGUUGUCUCUGACUCUGAGAACAUAAAAAAGCUCCUGAAGAUCCCCUACAGCAAGUCCCACGUGAGCAUGGCCGUGCACCGCGUCGGGAGGACCCUCCUGCUGGACGAGCUGGACAUCCAGGAGCUCUUCAUGAGGUCUUCCCAGACUGGUGAUUGGACGUGGCUGAAAGAGUUUUAUCAGAGACUUAUUGAUCAGAAGUGGCAGAGGAAGAAAAAGAGCAAAGAGCAUUGGUAUCAAAAGGCUAUUCUUUCCAAGUUUUUAUAUUACAGUAUCAAUGGCGAUGGAGCCGCGCAGCCCGUCCCAUCUGCUGCAGAGCAGCGGGAGUCAUCCAGUUCAGACCAGACAGGUGACUCGGACGGGGCGUCGUGGCCCGCCCCUUUCGAAAUGCCUUCCCCAGUUUCCGAAGAUCCCAGUGCUUCCAGUCAGGGAAGUGAGCCUCUCGAACCCUCAUACAUAGUGGGGCAUCUGGCCUCAGCCCCCAAAGAACAAAACCUGACUACUUUAUUCAAUGACGGGGAGAACAGUCAGGGUCUUAAGAAUGAUUUUGUUCGGAAUAUUCUGUGGACGUUUGAAGAUAUACAUAUGUUGGUUGGCUCCAACAUGCCUAUAUUUGGAGGAGGCAGAUACCCAGCAGUCAGCUUACGUCUCAGGGAUAACAACAAACCAAUCAAUGUGCUCACUGGAAUUGACUAUUGGCUGGACAACUUGAUAUGUAAUGUACCAGAGCUUGUGAUGUGUUUCCAUGUAAACGGGAUUGUACAGAAGUAUGAAAUGAUAAAGACAGAAGAGAUUCCCAAUUUGGAAAACUCUAAUUUUUCUACUAAAGUCAUAAAAGACAUUGCCCAGAAUAUUUUAUCCUUUCUGAAAUCUAAUUGCACCAAAGAAGGACAUACCUAUUGGCUCUUUAAAGCGAGUGGCAGUGACAUAGUGAAGCUCUAUGAUCUCACGACUCUUUGUGAAGAAACUGAAGACAAAUACCAAAACCCGUUCACAAUGCCGGUGGCUAUUCUCUUAUACAAGGUUGCCUGCAACAUGAUGAUGAAGAAGAACCAAAAUAAGAAACACUACGGAACUAUCAGAACGCUGCUUCUCAACUGUGUUAAAUUGUUGGACAAAAGCAGACACCCUCAAAUUAUUGCUUCAGCCAAUUACAUGCUUUCAGAACUCUUUCAAUUGGAUGAACCUAAAAAAGAAGAAAGUUCAGAGUCUCCCUUAAAUGAGAAUUCUGAUGAAAGUUACAGUGAGGAGGAGGAGGAGAUGCCAGACAGCGAUGAAAAUGGGUCCUAUUGCACCAGCUCGGACCCUCCCGACGACAACAAAGCAGUGGCCAUCAUCAAGUCUGUUGGAGAACUGUCAGUUCCAGAGAAGUACAAAUCCAUCCAUCAGAUCAGACCCAGUUGUGCGUUUCCAGUUUGCCAUGACACCGAAGAACGCUGCAGACUUGUGCUUAGCUAUGUUCUGGAGGGUUUAAAAUCUGUGGACAGCAGCAUUAAGAAAGAAAGCGACCUCCCUGCAGCUGACCCCAGCACCCCAAUCCCGUUGAAAUAUGAAGAUGAAUCCGCAAGGGGGGGUCCUGAGGGUCUGGAGAAGCAGAUGGCCUUGUUUUUGGACAAAAUGGGCUCCCUGCAGAAGGGCAAUUGCUCCAGCCAGUCCGGAAUGACCCCUGGCUCCUGGCAACAUAAAAUGAAGCUCCAGCUGAUCCUCAAGUCAUCAAAAGCCUAUUACGUGUUGUCUGACGCUGCCAUGAGUCUGCAGAAAUAUGGACGCGCGCUCCGAUACAUCAAAUUAGCUCUGCAGAGCCACGACACUUACUGCUGCCUCUGCACCAACAUGCUCUCCGAAGUGCUGCUGUUCCUCUCCCAGUACCUGACGCUCUGCGGCGACAUCCAGCUGAUGCUGGCGCAGAACGCCAACAACCGGGCGGCUCACCUGGAGGAGUUUAACUACCAGACGAAGGAGGACCAGGAGAUACUGCACAGCCUCCACCGGGAGUCCAGUUGUCAAGGAUUUGCGUGGGCGACUGAUUUGUCUACAGACUUAGAAAGUCAACUUUCUGUUAGUUGUAAAUGUUAUGAGGCUGCCAAUGAAAUCCUGCAGUUUAGUGACUUAAAAAGCCAAAAUCCAGAACACUACGUACAAGUGCUGAAGAGAAUGGGCAACAUUAGGAAUGAAAUCGGGGUGUUUUAUAUGAACCAGGCUGCUGCGUUACAGAGUGAGCGAGUGGUGAGCAAAAGUGUGUCGACUGCAGAGCAACAAUUGUGGAAAAAGAGCUUUUCUUGCUUUGAGAAAGGAAUUCACAACUUCGAGUCAAUUGAUGAUGCUACAAAUGCUGCCCUCUUGUUAUGUAACACGGGGAGGCUCAUGCGGAUUUGUGCACAGGCGCACUGUGGCGCAGGGGACGAAUUUAAACGUGAAUUUUCACCAGAGGAAGGCUUGUAUUAUAACAAGGCCGUGGACUACUACCUGAAAGCGCUGAGGUCCCUGGGAACACGAGACAGACACCCUGCCGUCUGGGACUCGGUGAACUGGGAGCUGUCCACCACCUACUUCACCAUGGCCACGCUGCAGCAGGACUACGCGCCGCUGUCCAGGAAAGCGCAGGAGCAGAUUGAAAAAGAGGUCAGUGAAGCUAUGAUGAAGUCCCUGAAAUACUGCGACGUGGACUCGGCGUCUGCCCGCCAGCCCCUCUGUCAGUAUCGAGCUGCCACCAUCCACCACAGGCUGGCGUCCAUGUACCACAGCUGCCUGCGGAAUCAGGUCGGGGACGAGUACCUCCGGAAGCAGCACCGCGUGCUGGCCGACCUGCACUACGGCCAAGCGGGGAGGCUCUUCCAGCUGCUCAAGGACACGCCCUGCGAGCUGCUGCGGGUGCAGCUGGAGCGGGUGGCCUUCGCCGAGUUCCAGAUGAGCAGUCAGAAUAGCAACGUCGGGAAAUUGAAAACACUCUCUGGGGCUCUCGACAUCAUGGUGAGAACUAAGCACGCGUUCCAGCUCAUCAGGAAGGAGCUCGUGGAGGAGCUGGGCCAGCCCAAGAGUGAGGAGCCGACGCCCGUGGCCGACUCGGCUCCUGGUCUGAACAGAGAGGAGGUGCUCAAGCUGCUCGGCAUCUUCGAGUCCCGGCUGGCGUUCCUGCUGCUCCAGUCCAUCAGGCUGCUGUCUCCCGCCAAGAAGAAGACAAGCAAUAACAUGGAAGAAGAUGUGGCCCUCAAAACCAACAAGCACAUUUACUCCCAGCUUCUGAGAGCUACCGCCAACAAAAACACCAGCCUCCCGGAAAGGAUCGACGUCCUCGUCCACCUGCUGGACCAGCUCGCGCGCGGCAGCGCCGUGCAGUGACUCGCCAGGGCCACACCCCAGGCGCCUCGUCCGUGCCUUCUGCACUCGGGCCGGUUUGUCCACUCGGUGCUUCGUUAUUAAACGCGUGGGAGGUACCCGCUCCAGUGGGCACCGCGCGGCAGCACAGCGUCCUCAUUCCCCACAGACGGGCCGGCGAGCUCCGCUUCCGCGUGGGAAGUGCCGGAAUCAGAGUGAGACGCAGCUCCGCGCUGCUCUCAGAAGCUGAG